AUGGCGGUGUCGGUCCAGCCAUCCGCCAUCCUGCUGCGAAACGGGCUUCUUGCAACCUUCUCCGAACAGGACGACCUUCUAUCCAAACCAGUUGCUCGCCGCGUGGAUGUAUUGAUUACAGGUGAUCGUAUUACAGCUAUAGCAGAGCCCAGCACGGUUCAAUCUCCACCGGAUACUUUCGUUAUCGACUGCACCCACAAGUGGAUAGCCCCCGGCUUCGUAGAUACUCAUAGGUUGGCUCCCUUUACGACGACCGCUUUGACUACGGCCGACGAUAUCUACGCAGGACAACUCGCAGGCUGUCUUCAAGCGCUGAAUGGUGGCACUACGACCGUGCUUGACCAUUUUCAUGCAGCAAACUCUCCGGCUCACAUAGAGAAAGCUACCCAAGCGACCGUUGAAUCAGGUAUCCGCUCCAUGUUUUGCUUAUCUCGAGGGUCGUGGCCUACCAGUCUAUCUCCGCUGAGAUUUGACGACGAUGUCGAGAUAUCUAAGAUGCAAUUAGAGAUAUUGCGCACCCUCGCUGAGAAGGAUAAUGGUCGUCUUUGCCCAGAUGGUCGGGUGACACUCGGCCUAGCCUACGACGGGCAGGGCCGCGAUCCGGAUGAAGACAAGCGAAUUCUCUCUCUGGCUCGCAACUUGGGUGUCAAACCCAUCACGAUGCACUACGUCGGUGGCCCCCACGGCGCAGCAACAGCCUACAAGGUUCGCAAGUGGGCUGAGGCGGGCUUAUUGCAAGGCGACUGUGUAUUCUCGCACGGCAACGGUCUUGUCCAUCCCAAACCUGAUCUGGGGGAAUGGGAGCUACUGAAAGAGAGCGGUGCUAGUAUAGCUUCGACUCCCGUCAACGAGCUGGGUAUGGGCCACGGCAAUCCCAUACCUUACGAAUGCAUCAGACGGGGAGUCACUGUCGGCUUAGGCAUUGUAAGUCGAAUCCAUGAAAACUUGAGCACUAAAAGCAAAGCCACUGCCUAUAACAACUGUCCGGCCGCUUCAGCCUUUCGCUUAGCGACACUCGGGGGUGCAGAGGCGGCGCACGUAUCGUCACAACUUGGCUCAAUAGAAGUCGGAAAGUUAGCCGACUUCGCCAUUUACGACUCGGAGUCCGUAAAUCUCGCCGGUUGCGUUGAUCCCUUUCGUGGCAUCGUCUUCCAUGCAACGGGUGCGGACGUUGAAUUCGUGAUUGUCAAUGGGGAGAUCGUUAAGAAGGGUGGAAUCCUAAUGCGUAAGGACUGGAAGGAAGUUGCAACGCAGCUGAAGCAUCGUGCGGGCCUGCUUCGAGAGAGGGCCGCUCAGUAUGAUCUUGAUCAGCGGUACACAGCAGUGAUGCCUAUUUUACAGCUGCCGGUGGCAUAAAUUUGAUUCCUCGUUAUGCUGCUUCCUCAAUCGUACCGCAGACAAUGACUGUCUACCUUGGGUUACCGUCCUAAUAGAGAUGUGCCAGGCAGUGUAACUCGGAAUACCAAAAACUGAUUAUCGUUGUCCAGUCCUGCGUUGUAUGGGAUUCCGAGUGAAAUACCGUCCGUGGUUAUGAAGUCGUUGUCAGACGCGGUAAAUAAAAAGUAAUCGUC
Gloeophyllum trabeum ATCC 11539 is the source of this 1571-nucleotide messenger RNA. RefSeq names its product Metallo-dependent hydrolase. Gene Ontology annotation, molecular function: hydrolase activity, acting on carbon-nitrogen (but not peptide) bonds. The record is from RefSeq and is a predicted model, not a curated record. Bases 1 to 1356 code for a protein of 451 amino acids. The transcript is spliced from 7 exons. NCBI's taxonomy places the organism in Eukaryota, Fungi, Basidiomycota, Agaricomycetes, Gloeophyllales, Gloeophyllaceae.